Messenger RNA from Sapajus apella (tufted capuchin), 3758 nucleotides. RefSeq names its product zinc finger protein 684 (gene ZNF684). The record is from RefSeq and is a predicted model, not a curated record. Gene Ontology annotation, biological process: negative regulation of transcription by RNA polymerase II. Bases 1963 to 3051 code for a protein of 362 amino acids. Gene Ontology annotation, molecular function: DNA-binding transcription repressor activity, RNA polymerase II-specific. The transcript is spliced from 3 exons. NCBI's taxonomy places the organism in Eukaryota, Metazoa, Chordata, Mammalia, Primates, Cebidae.
UUAAUUCUCAUUUUACUUGACCUAUGAGCAACAUUUGAGACAGUGGGUCACUCCCUUAUUCUUGAAACACUUCCUUCCCUUGGUUUUGCAGAUCUAAACUUUCCUACUUUUCCAUUUACUUCAUCUACUUCAUGGAUGAUUCCUUCUCAGUCUUCUUUGUCGGAUCCUCUUCACCUACCAAACUUAACCUGGUGCAUUGUUAGAAGAAACCCUACUGAGUAAGAGCAAAUUAUUCUUUUAGCAGACUGCUUUUACUUUCCAAUAUUUAAACAUUUUGUUUAUCCUUUUAAAUGAAAAUGAUUUAAAAAGCGCAGCUCUCAAGCUAGCAAUAGAGAUACCAACCCAGGAAUCUCCGCACCACCCGCAACAGAGAGCAGCGUCUGAUGCCUUCCGGAAACAAACUCCACUGGCCUUAUGGGAAAUGUGGUCUCCUACGGAUAGUCUACACCCGGGAGGAGCCUAGGAACUCUAGGUGGACAGUUACUUCCGCACACGCGCAGUAGGGCGGUAAGCGGUAUUCAAUCUUCAAAUCGGCUCUGCGAGAAGCGCCGGCGGGGGCUGCUCCCCCAGUCUCUGGACUAUGCUGUGACUAAUCCCACGCUUGGAGCCGUAGCUGCGAGCGAGGCAGUGAAAGGGUGGCAGGUAUGGCUUUGCUGGACUCGGAGGACGUAAGAGAAAGGCGGGGACUGGCUUCUGUCUACCCUACCGAAGAUAAAACUUUACAGUCUCCAAGUGCUGUGACUUCAGGUUUGGAUAUGUGGGUCCCGUUCAACUCGAGUAGCUGAGAGAAAGCAAGAGUUGGGCACCGAGAGGCACUGACUGGGUAGAUGCAUUCUUGCUCUUGUAGCUCAAGGUCACUGUGUAGGAGUCUGUUCAUCUAACUGUACCUUUCUUGGUUCCAAGAGCAUAGUUGGCCCGACCGGAGCAAUUUUAAGCCAUUUCAAGGGAUCCAGUGGAAACUGUAAGCCAUUUCAAGGGAUCCAGGAAGAAAGCAUUCUUGAGAAACUGCUGUGCAUUUGAAGGGUAUUCUCAGCAAUCAUUUGAAGUAAAUGUUAUCAUCAUUUUGCAUAUGAAUUAACUGAAAGGUGAAAUUACUUGCCUGGACUGACAGCUUAGUAAGUGGAAGAACUGAGAUUCAAACUCAGAUACAUUUUCUCCAAAUUUCAUUCUUUUUUUUACAGUAUAGCCUUCCUGCAUAAAACAGAGUUGGGUUUAUUCUCCUGAAAUAUUUGAGCAAUGAAUGCUGAGUAAAUUUCGAUUUGUGGUCAUUUUGUAGAGUCACUUGGUGUAUCUGCAGAUCUUCCAGUGCACACUGUGUAAAUGAAGAUGUGAGUUGCCAGUUUGCCCAUUUUACCCUUUCUAGAGCCCCAGCAGUCGAAGCUCAUAGGAGAUGGUGAGUUCCUAGAGAGAGAAACAUUUGGAGUUUAAACAGAAGGAUGCAGCUUAAAAAAAAAAAAAGUAUUCCUGGGUCCCUGACUCCAUCCUUCUCAAGAAAGCCCAACCUAAUUUGCAAUCUCUUAUCCCAGCUGCAGAGCAGAAACCAGAGAAUGACAGAAAGGAAUCAUUUCUAGACUUAUGGAACUUCAGAGACCAGGCUUUUAAGUUAGUCUUUCCAUUCAUUUCAUUAUUUCUUCAGGAUAAAUUUCUGGGAGGAAAAAAAAUAACUGUUUCACGAGGAACAACUUGGUGUUAGAUCGGUAGGACAGAAACAUAGCAUCCUUAUCUAAGCUCCAUAUAUUCCUAACAAUCACAAGUAGAGAUCUGUGCUUAUGGAACAUGCACUUUUCUGACUUGCAAGAAAUGUCAUUUUUCCCCACUAGGUGGCAGUUUCUGAGGCUGCAGUGUGGGUACUUAUGGUCUGAUAGAGCAGGGUUCUACUUGCAUGCAGUCCUGGUAUCUCAGGUCUUUCUGUUCUCUUUCCCAUUUCUGCUUUCAUAGAUUUCUGUCUAAGAGCUGCAGAAAAUGAUCAACUUCCAGUUCUCUAAUGAUGCACACUUUAGUGUGAAGAUGAAUGUGCUGUUACAGGAAUCAGUGACAUUCCAGGAUGUGGCUGUGGAUUUCACCCCAGAGGAGUGGCAGCUGCUUGAUUGUGCUGAGAGAACCCUGUAUUGGGAUGUGAUGUUGGAGAACUAUAGAAACCUCAUCUCAGUGGAAUCUGACUGCCCUCUUGUUGAUGAACCAGGGAAGUGUUGGGAAAGCAAAGACAAUUUUUUGAAGUCAGUUUUGCUCACGUUCAAUAAACUUUUGACUAUGGAGAGAAUCCACCAUUAUAAUAUGAGCACAAGUUUUAAUCCAAUGGAAAAAAAAUUAUAUAAAUCAUCUGAGAAGCAUUUGCCACCUAAUUUAGACUUACUUAAUUAUAAUAGAAGUUAUACUGGAGAAAACACUUAUGAAUGCAGGGAAUGUGGGAAAGCUUUCAAAAAGAAGUUUCAUUUCAUUAGACAUGAAAAAAAUCAUACAAGGAAAAAACCUUUUGAAUGCAAUGACUGUGGGAAAGCCUACAGCAGGAAGGCACACCUUGCAACUCAUCAGAAAAUUCAUAAUGGAGAGAGACCCUUUGUGUGCAAUGAUUGUGGGAAGGCGUUUACACAUAAAGCCCAACUCAUGGUCCACCACAGACUUCACACUGGAGAGAAACCUUAUGAGUGCAGUCAAUGUGGGAAAACAUUCACCUGGAACUCCUCAUUUAAUCAACAUGUGAAAUCUCACACACUUGAGAACUCAUUUGAAUGUAAGGAAUGUGGGAAAACCUUCAGGUAUAGUUCAUCCCUUUACAAACAUUCCAGAUUUCAUACCGGAGAGAAACCCUACCAAUGUAUCAUAUGUGGCAAAGCCUUUGGCAACACAUCUGUGCUUGUUACACAUCAAAGAAUUCAUACAGGAGAGAAACCUUAUGGAUGUAUUGAAUGUGGCAAAGCCUUCAUCAAGAAGUCUCAUCUCCUCAGACAUCAGAUAACUCAUACAGGGGAGAAGCCCUAUGAAUGUAACAGAUGUGGGAAAGCAUUUUCUCAGAAGUCAAAUCUUAUCGUACAUCAGAAAAUUCAUACAUAAUAUUCAUUUUAUGAACAUGAGAAGGCCUUAUGAAAUAUUUGCUAAAUCUUAUUAAAUACUAAAGAAUUCAUGGUAAGGAGACAUCUACAAUUUAAAUGAAUUUGUAAGAGUAGAUUCCCUUAAAAAACAAUGCCAAUCAUGUUCUGGAAGUGAUAAUAAACUUUUUACAGAAAAUAUUACAGAAAACAACUAUAAAUAAUAGAGCUUAAAGCUUGGAAAGUAAGCAUAACUUAAAUAAUCUAAGAGCCAGUGAAAACUACAUUUACCAUUCCUGACUUUUACUUUUUAUAAUAAAAUAAUUCUGCAAGUGAGUAUAAAAUACAUGCCUAUACGUUAUAUUAAAUUAUGCCUAUUAAGAGUUUCUGCAGUAAAUAACACAUUUUUCCUUCCAGUGUUAACAUGCAUAAUUAAUCAAGAAAAUGUGGUUUAAUAUGUAGUAUGAAUUUCAGUAAUAUUUCCAUCCAUUUGCUGGCACUCUUAAUGGGCAUGACAAUGUUACUGAAUCUGAGUCUCCUUUAAUGGCACAACUGAAGACUUCUUAUUAAAAUUCAUAAAGAUAUGUUCCUGUGUAUGUAAAUACCAGAACAAAAACUUUAACAAGACACUAAUCGAGGAGAGAAAGGCACUCGUAUUCUGUAUUACAAUAAGUAUUCAGUUGAGGAAAAGAAUUAUUUAAAUAUGUAAAUAAAUAAUUUGCACUUCAAAUA